CAGGGUGCAAGCCCUUGACGAUGCGUCGAUGUCACCCUCCGGGGCUCCGGGCUCCGCCUUGGCGCUCGUCUAUCUCCUAGCUUCUUUUCGAUGGUCUGAUAGAUCCAGGAUUGGUGUUUCGGAAGAUUCUACUUUGGAAGGUGCCAAGAACUGGGGAACUGGGAAAAAGCAAUAUGGGAGGUUGAUCGGAGGCUCAAAGGCCGGUUAAACACCAGGGGGACGUGGAUCCUGAGUUCGAGUACAAGAAGCUCGCCUCGUCCUGCUUUUGAGUUCUCUGAGCUUUUGGUCCGCAUCCUCUGCUUCCUCCCAUCCGGCACGGACCAAACCCUCACCAGCUCACCAGCUCACCACCAUGCUCGCCGAAACCUUCAUCUCCGCGGCCCUCCUCGCCACCACGGCCCUCGCCGCCCCGGCGCCCAACCCUAUCCAUCUCAUGACCCGCGCUCCCAACCCGGGUAUCGUCAUUACCAAGUGCGCCCAGCCCGGCAUGCUCGCUCUCGCCUACGAUGACGGUCCGUACCAGUACACCUCCAGGCUGGUCGACAUCCUCGACGCCGCUGGUGCCAAGGCCACCUUCUUCUGGACCGGCACUCUGUACGGAUGCAUCUACAACCAGGCCGCGGCCGUGAAGAAGGCGUUUGCUAGUGGUCAUCAGCUUGCUUCGCAUACUUGGACCCACUCCCACAUGUCCUCCAUGUCCGCCUCCCAAAUCACCACCGAAAUGACCAAAGUCGAAACCGCCUUCGCCAACCUCAUCGGCAAAAAGCCGCUCUACAUGCGUCCCCCUUACCUCGAAACCGGCGGGCAAGUCCUUCCCGUCCUGAAAUCGAUGAACUACAAGGUGAUCACGGACGACAUCGACACCGGUGACUGGAACAACCAGACGCCGGCGCAGUCGGAGGCCAAGUUCACUCAGGCCGGGGCCGGAGGCAAUGGUCAUAUCCCCCUGAUGCAUGAGGUGUAUUCGACGACGGUGAAUACGUUGACGCCGUGGUUGAUUAAUUGGGCGAAGCAGAAUGGUUUGAGACUAGUUACGGUGGCGGAGUGUUUGGGGGAUAAGGGGGGGGAGUAUCAGAGUGCGAGUUUUCCGGUGCAGCCGGGGCCGUUUUCGUGCUAGGUGGGCGGUUGGAGUAAGUUGAGGGCUGGGG
Molecule: messenger RNA, 1148 nt
Organism: Neurospora tetraspora
Lineage: Eukaryota; Fungi; Ascomycota; Sordariomycetes; Sordariales; Sordariaceae
Exons: 2
Coding region: 353-1117 (254 amino acids)
Biological process (GO): carbohydrate metabolic process
Molecular function (GO): hydrolase activity, acting on carbon-nitrogen (but not peptide) bonds
Source: RefSeq, a predicted model, not a curated record